AUGCGUUCUGCAGCUUUCUUCUUCGCUAUUGUAGCAGCCUGGUCUUCUACAUUGGCCAUUUUCUCUGCCCACAGAGCGGGAACUCUAUCAAUUCACUGCCAUGACUUCCAUGCGAACUACUACCUGUACAAGCAGGAAAUCGCCCGGCUGGCCGCCAUUGAUGUUCCCUACUACUCCUUCAGCAUCUCGUGGAACCGCAUCCUUCCCUUCGCCGGGGUAGGCACUCCCGUUAACAAGGCGGGAAUCGACCACUACGGUGAUGUGAUCAACACAUGCCUCGAGUACGGGAUCAAGCCUGUGGCCACCAUCGUGCAUGUGGACGAACCAUACGAGUUUAUUAUGGACGGCAGGGACGUGGAUGGAGUCUAG
Aspergillus clavatus NRRL 1 is the source of this 369-nucleotide messenger RNA. RefSeq lists its product as uncharacterized. Gene Ontology annotation, molecular function: beta-glucosidase activity. NCBI's taxonomy places the organism in Eukaryota, Fungi, Ascomycota, Eurotiomycetes, Eurotiales, Aspergillaceae. The coding region runs from base 1 to 369 and encodes 122 amino acids. The transcript has 2 exons. Gene Ontology annotation, biological process: carbohydrate metabolic process. The record is from RefSeq and is a predicted model, not a curated record.